Messenger RNA from Lytechinus variegatus (green sea urchin), 1546 nucleotides. RefSeq lists its product as uncharacterized. The record is from RefSeq and is a predicted model, not a curated record. The transcript has 4 exons. Gene Ontology annotation, molecular function: protein binding. Lineage: Eukaryota; Metazoa; Echinodermata; Echinoidea; Temnopleuroida; Toxopneustidae. Bases 161 to 658 code for a protein of 165 amino acids.
AGGUGUUUGUCAGUUUGUAGCCUGUAAUCACCUCCGUUCCAUUGAGUAUUUCAAGGAAUCUAUCAGCUCUCCUGAGGGUCCAUACCUAGCUUUCAAAUGCUCGAGAGAUCACGACGAUUACAACCUCGGAUUGUGUUUCGACACCAGUCAUUGUGCCCCUAUGGGCUGGCACUCACCCCUCGGCUAUCCAGGAGGGGAAAACCACAUGUAUCAGAUAAAUACCAAUGAUGAUGAACCAUACGCCGGUUACCAGUAUCAGUUCACUUUCAAGUUCGAUGAUCAUCGCAAAGCCCAUGAUGCCAAAGGUCUGAUCUACAUAACCCUCAUGGGUAACAAGGCACAAUCAUCCAAGGUCGCCCUCACCUCCGAAACUACCGAAUAUUACACCAACACUGCAUACGUGUAUAUGACGCCAUAUGACGUUGGUCCUGAUGAUACUGAGGGUCUGGUAAGCAUAUACUUCGAAUGGGACUACGACGCAGACUGGUACAAAUGGUGGGAUUGGGAAGCCAUCGAGAGACCGGAACUCUUCAUCCAUCAGAUACAAGUAAUUGAUUCCCAAGGGAAUAAGUACAUUAUGUGCGGUGACUACAAUGGAAUCGAACCCGGAGAUGUGAAGGCUUUCAUCAGCUCGGCUGAUGGGGCAACUUGUCCGUAACAACGAGCCUUAAAGAACCAGGAUCCUGUCAAAGAUUUUGAAUGAUUACAUUAAUCUCAACACGGAAAACCAGUUGCACCAUCAUUAUCAUUUCUUGUCUUCACUGAAAAAAAAAUCGAUGCUGAUUUAACAUCAGCUCAUAGCCCAUAAUAUAGGAAAAACAGAUAUGUUUUGACAUAACACCACAGGGCUCCGUAACACAAUCGCUUAAUACCAAUGACCAAUCAAGAUAAUCGAUUGCUUGCGCAAUCUGUUUAAAUACUGACCGGGAACCAAUCAGUGCGUUUUUUCACAGUUGUAAUUCAUUGCAAACCUUUGUGUUACGGAGCCCAAUUUGGCUUGAAGCUUAAUCCAUACAGCAUAAGCCAUUGCCGACAGUUUGACAUAACCUUCCACUUCCCUGGUCAUGCUGGUUUGGCGUUUCAUUCUAAAUUGGUGUUUAAAAUUGGCGACCCAGUGACAUUUGCUCCUGCGACAAUUGCUCUUGGGCUUUAUUUCGUCUAAGAUAUAAAUUUAUGAUUAGGGUUGUAAUAGGGUUUUAUGCAAGGUUUAGGAUGGGGUAAAGUUUUAAAUCCAUGAGUGUGCAAAAUUCACAGCGGCGCGAUUGUCGCCGGAGCAAAUGUCAUGGAACCCUAUAAUCAACAUGACAUGGAGUUGUGACUCGACACCGUAGUUUCUUGGUGUAUCGCUCCGAUCCCUUCGUGUUGAAAAAGGGAUGAGUGAUUCAGGUGCUUUUUAAAACCCCAUGGUCACGCACGAGUGGUAUCCACUCGUCCAUUGAAAUGCCACCCCCCCCCCGGCCCCGGGUAAAAAAUACGUAAUUAUAAUAAGUUAAACACCAUCCAGCACGGUAUCUUUAUAGGCCUACUGGAAAUCACGUGUGUUUAA